Molecule: messenger RNA, 1914 nt
Organism: Linum trigynum
Lineage: Eukaryota; Viridiplantae; Streptophyta; Magnoliopsida; Malpighiales; Linaceae
Source: the annotation of a GenBank genome assembly
CAAGACAAAGAAGCUCCAGAGCUCGCUCUGCAACUCCAAAAACCCACCAAAGAAGUUGCCGUUUCUUUUGAAUUUUGAUCAGAAUGGGGCACAAGAGGGUGAAGAUGGAGCUGAUAAAAAACGAGCGGAACCGUAUCCAAACUUUCAAGAAACGGAAGGCCAACUUACUGAAGAAAAUGUCAGAGUUCACCAUCCUGUGCGGUGUGGAGGCAUGUCUGAUCAUGUUCGGUCCGACGAGGACCCAUAGCGAUCCGGCCGCCGCGAUGGAGGAGGAGGAAAAUGAGCUGGAGACAUGGCCGGCUGAUCCGCAAGCCGUCAGGGCGAUCAUCCAGCGUUACAGGACCUCGGAUGGCCCGAAGAGAACCUACCACCUCUCCGAUUACUUCGCGGAGAAGAAGAAACGAGUCGACCUCGAGGUGGCCAACCUGAACAAGCAGAUUUACCGGCACAAGUUCCCUGCCAGCUGGGACUCGAGGCUCGACGGCUUCUCCGCCGAUCAGCUCACUGUCCUGCUGGGUCAGCUGGAUUCCAAGCUCAAGCUUGCCGACCAGAAGCUCGCCGGUUUCAGCUUGGCUGCUGCAGCUAAUCGCUCCAAUCGGCUGGAGUUCGAUUUCAGUCAGUUUCCGCCUGCUGUUCCUCCCGCUGUUGUCAUUGAUUCGGACAACAAUAUGGGUUUUGCUGGGGAUAUCCAGAAACUGGGAUUCUGUAACGACUACGUGGAAGUCCAGCAUAAGCAGUACUACAAUCGUCCCCAGUCGACCCAGCAGUUUGAUCAUCAUCCUCCACAGCCUCAGCAAGAGCAACAGCAGCAGAGUUCGUUUAUGGCUAUGUUGAAUGCGAAUUCCUCCGAAGCAAGCGAUGAGAUUCAGUUUACUAACCUACAUUCCCACAGUGGGUUACAACAGCUUCUGCCGGAUGUGAACAGCUUUGGUGGUUGCUACUCUGCAGCAGAGGAAGAUUUGAGCCCGAAGGAGUUCAGCAAGGUCGGGUACUCGAUCGAUUUCGAGCUGUUCAACCAUCAUCAAGUGAUGAAACCGGUACUUGAUAGCCAAAUGGUGAUGAUGAAGAGGUUUGGAGGUUACGGUCAGGACUCGGCUACAUAUGGUUCGUUUGGUGCUGCUAGUACUUAUAUGAAGCCAUGGGGGUUGGAUUCUUGUGGCGAGUUUGUGAUCAAUUAUUCUCAUGAUUGGUCAAUGAUGAGUUAUAUGAACUCUCCAUUAAGCAGCAUUCAGCAAAUUCUGCAGCAGCCGCAUCAAUUGCAGUUUCCGGCAAACGCAACUGCUGGAUUCGCUGCUGCUCAUUAUCAUCAGGGGCAGUUUUCUCAGCAAGUGGAUGGUGGUGGUGGUGACGGUGGUAGUCAUCAUGCGCCGAUGACAGGAAGCUCUGGUUUUAACCAGAACUGAAGUGCAAUGGUCUCUUGAUUUCUUCUUUCCUUGUAGGUUUCAUUUUGGUGUCACAGGGUCUUGUGUUUUCUUUGAGUCAAAGUUCAUUAGUUGUCAGUUAUUAGCUCCUUCACUCUUCUAUUGAACCUCGAUCCAAGAGUAUCUAGUAGAUGAUAAUGAACUGUCAAGCUAAUUCAAUUUCUUAUUGGUUAGGGUUUGUUGCUUCUCUUAUUUGCAACUAUCGAUAGGUUUUUCAAUGGAGAAUUAGAAACGCGUUUCUUUAUAUGAUAUUGGGUUUUUCUUCUUCAAAUGAAUGCAUAAAUUACUAAAAUUUCCUUUAUAAUUUAACUAGUGGGUAACUUUAAUAUUUUUCAGAAAGACGCUUAGCAGUUUGCAUGGAAAAAAAAAAGGAAUAGGAUUAGCACGACUUGACAACCAUAUUUCUUUCUAAUUCAACUUUGGUAUUUAAUCACACAUUACUCCAUAAGAGGAAAAUUAUAUUUUAAUUAGGAAAGAAAAUCUGCACUAUUAA